This is a messenger RNA of Fusarium keratoplasticum, 354 nucleotides long. RefSeq lists its product as uncharacterized. The record is from RefSeq and is a predicted model, not a curated record. Bases 1 to 354 code for a protein of 117 amino acids. NCBI's taxonomy places the organism in Eukaryota, Fungi, Ascomycota, Sordariomycetes, Hypocreales, Nectriaceae. The transcript has a single exon.
AUGUGCACCUACUCUUUCCAGCGCAUGGUCUGCUCCUGCGCCAAGGGCCCCGAGUGCCCUCAAAUGUCUCGCGGACGAGUCAUGAUCGGCGGCGAGGCCUUCCACUACAUCGACCUGUUCUACGCUGUCGACGACCUUGGUUCGGCGUGCGACUACCAGCGGAGACUGUUUGGGCGCAACGCGAGCCCAACGAUGCACUGCCCGCGGUACGCCUUCGACGCCAAGCGUAUCAUCAAGGGGAGCUACCGCAAGACGGAUCUGGCGUGCGUCAAGUGCGCCGAGACGUGUGCGCCGCCGAGCUCGAGGUGGCAGGCUCCGGGGAGGAAUGAGGUCAAGGAUGAGGUCAAGGGGUAG